Messenger RNA from Penicillium subrubescens, 2997 nucleotides. Its product is annotated as tethering complex subunit PEP5. Bases 1 to 2997 code for a protein of 998 amino acids. The transcript is spliced from 9 exons. Gene Ontology annotation, cellular component: HOPS complex; endosome. Lineage: Eukaryota; Fungi; Ascomycota; Eurotiomycetes; Eurotiales; Aspergillaceae. The record is from RefSeq and is a predicted model, not a curated record. Gene Ontology annotation, molecular function: protein-macromolecule adaptor activity; protein binding. Gene Ontology annotation, biological process: vesicle-mediated transport; endosome organization; organelle fusion.
AUGUUGAUCCGCAGGAACCGAGGCGCAGGUGGCCCGAGCGCCCAGCGGGGGAAGCUCCAGGCGGCCUCCAUCACCAGCUCCUCCGUCUCCGACGUCAAUGCCCACCACGCAUGGCCAGCAGCCCAAAUGGCACUGACAUCAUGGAAAGCGUUCAACUUUAUCGACGUCACCCCUGUCAAACUGCCAGAGGCAAGCUCCGCGUUGUUCGGGAGCGACUUAUCUAGUCUCUGCACCGGAUCUGCGAACCUCUUCCUCGGUACCGUCGAUGGCUUCGUGCACAUUGUCUCCUCGUCCUUCCGCAUCUUGCGCUCGUUCAAGGCGCAUGAUGCUGGGUCCAUUACGCAUAUGAAACAGAUCGGCGGGACGUCAUUGCUUGUUACUGUCGCGGAGGAUCUGUCGAAUGAACCGGUGCUUAAAGUCUGGGCUCUCGAUACGGAGAAGAAGGAUGGCGGGCCCAAGUGUUUGUCGACUGUUUCGGUGCAGAAUGCGAGGAGGCAAUUCCCGAUAUCUGCCUUUGCGGUCGUCGACGAUCUCUCGCAAGUAGCAGUCGGUUUCGCGAACGGGUCGGUGACGAUUAUCCGCGGCGAUUUGAUUCAUGAUCGUGGUGCGCGCCAGCGCAUUGUCUUCGAGUCGGAGGAGCCCAUCACCGGCCUUGAAACACAAAACGGGGCCGUGACUGUGCUUUACAUCUCGACGACGAGCCGAAUCCUGACACUAGUGAUCGCGGGACGGGGACAGGGCCAGCCUGCGCGUGUUUUGGAAGAUACCGGUUGCGCACUGGGGUGUAUGACGCUUGACAAGGAGACGGGGCAGAUUCUCAUUGCUAGGGAAGACGCCAUUUACAACUAUGGACCUCGUGGUCGGGGCCCGAGCUAUGCGUUUGAAAGCCCGAAGACGUCUAUCAAUGCCUUCCACGACUACGUGGCUCUGGUUUGCCCGCCGAAAGCAGGCUCUACUAAAGGUGAUCCGAUGCGCAAGUAUGGGGUUAACCCUGCAGAGGACAUACUUGGCUCGACGACGUUUACUUUGCUCGAUACCGAUUUGAAAUUUAUCGCGCAUAGCGAGUCGCUGGUGUCGCCGAUGAAGCACAUUUUCAUAGAAUGGGGAGAUCUUUUCUUGCUCACGACAGAUGGAAAGAUAAUCCGAUAUCGCGAGAAGAGCCUUCAGCAAAGGCUGGAAAUUCUUUACGAGCGCAAUCUCUACAUUUUGGCCAUUAAUCUCGCACAGAAGAUUGGGAUUGAUCCAUUGCAGCAGAAUGCGAUCUAUCGCAAAUAUGGUGACUUCUUGUAUCAGCGUGGUGACUAUGAUACGGCGAUGCAGCAAUAUCUAAGGGCAAUUGAUAACACGGAACCGUCACAAGUUAUUCGAAAGUACUUGGAUACACAACGAAUCCAUAACUUGAUCGAGUACCUUGAGGAGCUUCACGACCAUGGACGUGCGACUGUGGACCACACCACCCUUCUUUUGAACUGCUAUGCAAAGCUUAAAGAUACCACCAAGCUGGACUCAUUCAUCAAAGCUCCUGGUGAGCUCAAGUUUGAUCUGGAAACCGCUAUUGCUAUGUGUCGACAAGGGGGUUACUUUGAGCAGGCGGCUUUCCUAGCCACGAAGCAUGGCGAGAAUGACAUGGUUGUCGAUAUUUUGAUCGAGGAUUCGAAGAAAUACGCCGAGGCUGUGGAGUACAUUUGGCGAUUGGAUCCUGAAGUAGCGUAUCACAACUUAAUGAAGUACGCACGGGUUCUCCUGACUCACUGUCCCGAGGAGACGACGGAGCUCUUCAAAGUAUACUACACGGGCCAAUACCGACCGCGAACCACAGUGGAACCAGCGCCCGAGCCUCAAGCUCAGCCAGCAAGCGCUGUUCAAAGUCUUGCUGGACUUCUUCCACUGCGGUACGUGACUGGGGGUUCUGGCACACAAGCCCAGGCUCCAGCUACUAAGACAGCACCUGCCGAAGAGGAGCCAGCCGAGAACCUGCCACCACAAUACGAAGUCCCGAAGCCACGGACUGCAUUCUCUGCAUUCGUAGACCACCCGCAAAACUUUAUCAGUUUCCUGGAGACACUCGUGCAACAGCCAGAGCUUAAACAAGAGGCUAAGGUGGACCUUUUCACAACCUUGUUUGAGAUGUAUCUUGAUGCUGCAAAGUCCACAAAAGAUUCUGUCCAGAAACAAGAGUGGGAAGGAAAGGCUAAGAAGCUGAUUGAAGGGAAAGACAUCCCAAUCUCUACAUCCAAUGUCCUUCUUCUCUCAGAUCUAUCAAACUUCCGAGAAGGUUCCACGCUUGUCCGUGAACAGGAAGGCCUGCGACUUGACAUUUUCCGCUCAUUCACAUCCGCUAAGGACACACAAGGAGCUAUUCAAGCCUUGCGGCGAUAUGGACCCGAUGAGCCGCAGCUCUAUAUCGACGCCUUGACAUACUUUGCCUCAAGUCCACAGAUCCUGAAAGAAGCAGGCGAUGAACUGGACAAGGUCCUGCAACGCAUUCAUGACGACGGUCUUCUUUCCCCCUUGCAGGUAAUCCAAGCUGUCAGCAACAACGCCGUGAUCACAAUGGGCCGACUCAAGAAGUACCUCGGUAACAACAUCGCCAGCGAAGACAAGCAGAUCAAAACCAACCAACGCCUAAUCUCAAGCUACAAAUCCGAAACAGCCACCAAACAACAAGAACUUACCAACCUGUCCACCCAACCCGUGGUCUUCCAAUCCCGCCGCUGCCAAUCCUGCGGCGGAACCCUCGACCUCCCAACCAUCCACUUCCUCUGCCGCCACUCCUUCCACGAGCGCUGUCUCAACCGCGUCGACGAGGACGCGCAAUGUCCUGUUUGUGCGCCGACGAAUGCGACGUUAAGGGCUAUUCGGCAGCGCCAGGUUGAGUCGGCGGAUCAGCAUGAUUUGUUUAAGGCUGAGUUGGGGAGGUCGAAGGAUCGGUUUGGUGUUGUUAGUGAGUUUUUUGGGAGGGGGGUUAUGAGGGCUUCUAAUACUAUGGAGGGGUGA